AUGCGCCUCUACCUCGUCCCGAACGACCCGGAGCGCACGACGCUCGUCUCCGCGAACGGCGUCGCGCACUACAAGGUGUGCACCGCGAAAGCGCACCGCUUCGGGCCCUCGGUGCUCUCGAUCCGGCGCUCGGCGGACGAGGAGGUGGACAGCGUCGUGGGGGAGGUCGAGUGGCGGCGCUUUGGGGCGCACCCGGUCGUGCGGAGCAAUGUCUUCGACGGGACGCUGCAGGAGAUGGAGGUGCGCAACUUCCUGUACAAGCUGGGGCACCACUUUACGCCGACCCGACGUUUUCUGGGCGACGACGGGAAGGAGUACCGGUGGAAGCCUUUCAAGAAUAUUGGGCACGUCCUUAGCCGUCUCGACACCGGCGCGGAGGUCGCGCGCUUCACGCAGGAGCCUGUUAGCGAGGGCUUCUUCCGCGGGGAGCGCAAGUGGUGCCUGCAGAUCCAGCCGACGACGCUCGACAUCGACAUGGUCGUGCUGACGUUUAUCAUCAUGGAGAAGCGCCGGCGGGACUGCGUCGCCGCGGAGGCGAUGAAGGGGCCCCAUGACGAGGACGUCCCCGAGGGCGGCGGGUGCGAGGCUGGCGCGGGGAUGGGUUAG
This is a messenger RNA of Trametes versicolor FP-101664 SS1, 606 nucleotides long. RefSeq lists its product as uncharacterized. Lineage: Eukaryota; Fungi; Basidiomycota; Agaricomycetes; Polyporales; Polyporaceae. The record is from RefSeq and is a predicted model, not a curated record. Bases 1 to 606 code for a protein of 201 amino acids. The transcript has 3 exons.